Messenger RNA from Salvelinus fontinalis (brook trout), 2716 nucleotides. RefSeq names its product solute carrier family 3 member 2a (gene slc3a2a). NCBI's taxonomy places the organism in Eukaryota, Metazoa, Chordata, Actinopteri, Salmoniformes, Salmonidae. The record is from RefSeq and is a predicted model, not a curated record. Gene Ontology annotation, biological process: carbohydrate metabolic process; amino acid transport. The transcript is spliced from 12 exons. Bases 100 to 1635 code for a protein of 511 amino acids.
AGUGUGGAGAGUUGUAGGAACAAGUACCUGCCUGGUGCUAACUCAACGGAGUCGGGACUCUACUUUUUAAACAGGCAAAAAAGAAAAACCCUCGCAAACAUGAGUAAGGACACCGAGGUCGAUAUGAAGGAUGUUGAGUUGAACGAGUUGGACCAGGAGAAACUACCGAUGACCGGCGACGGACCGGGGGCUGAGAAGAACGGAAACUUGAAGCAGAAGGAACAGGAGGAGGAUGUUAAGUUUACCGGGUUGUCGAAGGAAGAACUCAUGAAAGUCGCUGGUACACCCGGCUGGGUGAGGACACGCUGGCUGCUCCUGGUCUUGUUCUGGUUGGGCUGGGUGGGGAUGCUGGCUGGGGCCAUAGUGAUCAUCGUCCAGGCCCCCAGGUGUAAACCCAUACCCGAGAUGAACUGGUGGAAUCAGGGUCCUCUCUAUCAGAUCGCUGACCUGGACGCCUUCAACCACGACAAGGGAAUCAAAGGUGUAGUUGAGGUACUAGACAGUCUGAACCAGUUGAAGGUGAAGGGCUUGGUUCUGGGGCCUCUUCACACUGUCCAGCAGGACCAAGUAGACACUCUAGACCUGGUCUCUAUGGACCCCGGGGUAGGAAAUGACCAGGACCUGCUGGUUCUGCUGGACAAGGCCCACAAGAAGGGUAUCUCUGUGGUGUUGAAUCUGACCCCUAACCCUGGAGCUGACCCCUGGUUCAGCCCUGACAACUUGCCUAAAGUACUGGACAAACUCAGGGAAGCUGCUGAACACUGGCUGGGGAUGGGCGUGGACGGGGUGCAGGUGUCCGGCCUCGCUGCUGCCAGCGCCUCUUCUGAUUGGUCCAAGUUCCAGGGUGUCGUCCAGGGCAACAGGACAGAGGUGGACGUGAAGAAGAGAGCUGUAAUAGGAGUGGUUGAUGGUCAGGACUCCUCUGCCGUCUCUCAACUUCUCAACUCUUCUGGUGUGGAUCUGAUACUGUCUGAUGUCCUUAACAAGGAAAACUCCGGUAUCGAGAGAGCGAAGUCCAUCCACGGCCUGGUCUCCACCCAGAAACAGAGCUCUUUAGCCUGGGGUCUAGGAGGCAGUUUGGGGAACCAUCUGGCUUCAGUGGUGGAGAAACCAGAACUGGUACGACUUUACCAACUGCUGCUUUUCACACUGCCUGGAACACCUGUCUUCAACUACGGAGACGAGUUGGGCCUCGCGGACCAGGGCUCCACCUCUCCUAAGAUGCUGUGGGACACUGAGGAAGAGGAGGUUGCCGAAGGAGCUGUGAAGAACGAGACAGCGGAGGCCCAGAAGACUCAUCGUCUGACAUGUCGUUCGUGGUUUAAGACCCUCUCUGAUCUGAGGGGUAAAGAACGUUCCCUCCUUCAUGGGGACUACUUCCACCUCCACUCCUCCUCCUCAUCCCUCGCUUUCCUGCGUCUGUGGGACCAGAGCGAGCGAUACCUGACAGCCGUGAACUGGGGCUCCGCCUCCUUAGCCAUGGUCCUCAACAACACAGAGCUGAGCCUCCCUGAGCAGGCUAAAGUGAAGCUGAGUACAGACCCUGAGAACCUGGCUGCGGACACCUCUGUCUCGCUGGAUAAACUGCUGCUGGGACCAGGACAGGCUGUCCUAUUGACCUUUCCCUUCGCUUAGGAGGGACUAGAACAGAGACCAGGACUAGAGCAGAGACCAGGACUAGAGCAGAGACCAGGACUAGAGCAGAGACCAGGACUAGAGCAGAGACCAGGACUAGAGCAGAGACCAGGACUAGAGCAGAGACCAGGACUAGAGCAGAGACCAGGACUAGAGCAGAGACCAGGACUAGAGCAGAGACCAGGACUAGAGCAGAGACCAGGACUAGAGGAGAGACCAGGACUAGAGGAGAGACCAGGACUAGAGGAGAGACCAGGACUAGAGGAGAGACCAGGACUAGAGGAGAGACCAGGACAGGCUGUCCUAUUGACCUUCCCCUUCGCUUAGGAGGGACUAGAGCAGAGACCAGGACUAGAGGAGAGACCAGGACAGGCUGUCCUAUUGACCUUCCCCUUCACUUAGGAGGGACUAGAGCAGAGACCAGGACUAGAGCAGAGACCAGGACUAGAGCAGAGACCAGGACUAGAGCAGAGACCAGGACUAGAGCAGAGACCAGGACUAGAGCAGAGACCAGGACUAGAGCAGGCCAGAAUAAGAAACUACUAAACAUAACUUUUACACCAUGAACAAAGGGAGAAUGUUUUAGAUGACAGAAAACAAGCAGAAGGAAUAUAUAGUAUGAACAGCGGUUUAAAAUAUAAACGGUUAGGCCAGAAUGACUAUUUCCACCUGUUAAAACAUUCCAGUUCAGAUUUGAUCAAAUGUUUUUGUUGGCCGUUGUUUUGAAAACAUUUAAAAGGGAACUUUUUAGUUCCGUUUUUUUUAAAUGUGUUUUAUGACAUCGUGAGUUGAACUGUUGAAGUAGGAAAAUAUCAGUUUAAUUUAAUUUGUUUUAAUUUUUCUUCAAUCUGUUUUAUUCCAUCCAGUGGAACAGAAUUGUCAUUCAAAUGCUAGUAUUGGUAUUGUAUUGGUAUAGUAUUGGUAUAGUAUUGGUAUUGGUAUUGUAUUGGUAUAGUAUUGAUAUUGUAUUGGUAUUGUAUUGGAGAAGAUUGCUAGCUCCCUAUUGUGAUAUAUUGUUCUGACUAAAACUUGAAAGGAGUAAAUUAAAAGUCCUGCGUUAUAUUGCCUGGUGACAAUUAAA